CGCGCAUACAUAGUUCGGGUGCUCUGCCGCUUGCGUAUUGUUGCCCAGGUUGACAAAAGAUGAACCUAUCACUAUACAGUGUAAAUGCGUUUCUCAUCUUGGACGCCGAAGGACACCGUGUCCUUGCCAAGUACUACCGACCUAAAGGUCAUCCGCAGGGCGAGUCGAAGGAUCUCCUGACGUUGAAGGAUCAACGAGCAUUUGAGAAGGGUCUAUGGCAGAAAACCAAGAAGCCUGGAGCUGACAUUAUACUCUACGACGGUCGUCUUGCAGUCUUUCGACAUUCAUUGGACCUCAUCUUCUACAUUAUCGGGGGUGCAACAGAAAACGAAAUCAUGCUCUACUCUGCUCUCACCGCGUUCUCUGACGCAGUUCAUCUGUUGUUGCGGAAUCAGGUUGAAAAGCGGGCUGUGUUGGAGAACCUUGACAUGGUCCUUUUAUGCCUGGAUGAAACGAUCGAUGAUGGAAUCAUUGUGGAAACAGAUUCGACGACGAUUGCGUCAAGAGUGAGUCGGCCAAAGGCUGACACGACGGAGAUCGUGAUCAACGAGCAGACGAUCAUGAAUGCAUAUCAGACUGUGAGGGAAAAGGUCCAGCAAAGGAUACAACAGCUGUAGAGUCACCUUUUGUAAUGCCUCUGCCCAUGAUUGAACAUUUGCAUUUCGCCGUGACUCUAACCAACG
This is a messenger RNA of Suillus paluster, 683 nucleotides long. RefSeq names its product Longin-like domain-containing protein. Lineage: Eukaryota; Fungi; Basidiomycota; Agaricomycetes; Boletales; Suillaceae. Gene Ontology annotation, biological process: intracellular protein transport; intra-Golgi vesicle-mediated transport; retrograde vesicle-mediated transport, Golgi to endoplasmic reticulum. Bases 60 to 617 code for a protein of 185 amino acids. The transcript is spliced from 4 exons. The record is from RefSeq and is a predicted model, not a curated record. Gene Ontology annotation, cellular component: COPI vesicle coat.